Molecule: messenger RNA, 1569 nt
Organism: Brassica napus (rape)
Lineage: Eukaryota; Viridiplantae; Streptophyta; Magnoliopsida; Brassicales; Brassicaceae
Product: E3 ubiquitin-protein ligase ATL31-like
Exons: 1
Coding region: 119-1261 (380 amino acids)
Source: RefSeq, a predicted model, not a curated record
UGAGUCUUUCCUCCUCUCUUCUUCUCCAAGCCUUCAACUUUUCAAAUAAACCUUCUCUAUAAACUUCACCUUCUUCUCCUCAUAACUAACUUCAAUUAAAAAAACAAAACCUUUAAGCAUGAAGAGCUUCUUCGAUGGUGGUCCUAAUCGAAAGCAACCAGCUUUACUAGCUGUUGUCCUGUUACUACUACUAACCAUGUCGGAGCUAGCUUCUGGUCAACCGAGCCAAUCCGACCCGAACAACCCGUAUGACUACGGCGGCAGGUUAAGUCCAGUCAUGGCUGUUGUCGUGGUGGUGGUGAUCGCUCUUCUCUUCUUCAUGGGCUUCUUCACCAUCUACCUCCGUCACUGCACCAGCGCAUCCGACGGCGGCAGCGUUAACCCACGUGUAGGCGCGAGGAGAGUGAUAAACGCGACGGUGGCGCGUGGGCUAGACGCGGAGAUGCUCGAGACGUUCCCGACUUUCGUUUACUCUGAAGUAAAGACGCAGAAGAUAGGUAAAGGCGCGUUGGAGUGUGCGAUAUGUCUGAACGAGUUCGAGGACGACGAAACGCUGCGUUUGCUGCCUAAGUGCGAUCACGUGUUCCACCCUCACUGCAUCGACGCGUGGCUGAAGAGUCACGUGACUUGUCCGGUUUGCCGGACCAAUCUCGCUGAGCAAGAGCAGACAACAGCUGGGCCGGUCGAACCGGAAGUGGUAACCGAAAUUGAUCUCGAGUCGCAGCAAACGGUGGUUCCUGAACCGGCGGUGGAAGACGGGAGUGUGGCACGUGUCAAGCUCCCGAGGUCGCACACGACGGGGCAUUCGGUGGUGUUACCUGGAGAAUGUACCGAGCGGUUUACGUUAAGGUUACCGGAAGAGUUAAGGAAAAAGAUUAUGGCGAAUUGGAAGAUGAACCGGUCGAAUAGUCUUUUGAUUCGAUCGAGGAGUGGUAAACCGGUUGAACGGUCAAGGGCUCGGUCGGACCGGUGGUUGUUUAUCAAAACACCGUCGUUUUUGUGGAGGAGUAGGGACGAUGGUUCGAUUAGGCUAGGUGGUAACGGUAGUGUCAAAGCAAAUGCAGUAACAAGUCCAACCGGUGAUUCGGUACGAGCAGAACGAUGGAAUUUUCUUAGAAACCCGUCUUUUAUGUGGAGGACUACGCCGGUUCCUUCGCCGAGAGUUGAAGUUAAUAAAGACGGUGAAGGAACAUCAUCGGUUCGAGGUCAACAUACGGGUACAGUUGGUUUAUCUAGUGGUUCCGUUAGAUUACCGGUUUAGGUGGCUUCUGUCUUAUUCUAUAAAAAAAGUUUGUGUUGUUCAUACAAAAGAUUUUACGCAAUUCUUUUAUUUUCUUUUUCCUUUUUUUGAUGUAAGAUAUUUAUAUUAUGUUUCCUUUUUUAAUGUCAAUCCCAUGGACAAGGAGAUUGUAUUGUUUUAUAUUAUGUUUUUUCUUCAGAAAGAAAUCGACCAUUAAAGUCAAACAAAGAACAAUGAGUAGUAUUGGGUGGAGAUUGACCUCUCUGUUCUUUAAGAAACAAACAAGAAAAGUCUUAUUCGUCGACCAAGGAUACAUAGAAGAGAAGAUA